UUUGGUUGUGCCACAUGAGAGAUGAUUAUACAUUUACAUGUUCACAAAUAUAGAACAUAGAGUGAUUAUAAGACAUAGAUUGAUUAACAUAUAUGUUAAUAACCCUCUAACUAGCAUGCCAUCUAUUUUGAAAUUCAUAGAUGGCCUCAAGGCAGCAUUUCUAAUGGUGUUGGUUCAACUUGCUUAUGCUGUGGUUGGCAUAUUGUACAAAUUGGUAGCAAAUGAUGGAAUGAGUUUGUGUGUACUUGUGGCUUAUCGCUACCUCUUUGCAUCCAUUUUCAUGGUUCCUCUUGCUUACUUUGUCGAGAGGAAGAGCAACCCAAAGAUCACAGCUGAAGUUCUUUUUCAAGCAUUUCUUUGUGGAUUAUUUGGGGCAACCUUACAACAAAAUUUAUACGUUGAAGUAGUGGUUUUGGCAGGUGUAACAUAUGCUACAGUCAUGUACAAUUUCAUUCCUGCUGCAACCUUUAUCUUAGCCGUUUGUUUUGGAUUGGAAAGAUUGAACAUUGGAACAUUAACAGGGAAGGCCAAGAUAGUUGGAACAUUAUUGGGAAUUAGUGGAGCAAUGAUUCUCACAUUCUAUAAAAGUAUUGAGAUUCACCUAUGGUCUACUCAUAUUAACUUGUUGAAACAUCAACAACCAAAAAAUGUGUCUGCUGAUAAUAUUUUGGGGUCUUCUCUUGCAUUAGGCACAUGUAUAUCAUAUUCAAUAUGGUUGAUAAUUCAGGCUAGAAUGAGUGAGAAGUUUCCUUGGCAUUAUACAAGUGCAGCUUUGAUGUCCGUGAUGGCCUCCAUUCAAUCAAUUAUAUUUGCUUUAUUUAAAGAAAGAGAUGAUUGGAAUCAGUGGAAGCUUGGCUGGGAUAUCAAACUUUUCACUGCACUUUUUUCGGGUAUUGUGGCCUCAGGAAUAGUUUGGGUUCUCAUUGCAUGGUGUGUAUGCAUAAAAGGCCCACUUUAUGCUUCUGUUUUCAACCCCCUCUUCCUUAUUCUAGUGGCUAUUGGAGGGUCUCUCCUACUAGAUGAAAGGCUACAUUUGGGAAGUGUAAUAGGAUCAUUAUUGAUUGUGAUUGGUUUAUACAUUGUCUUGUGGGGUAAAGGUAGAGAAUUGAAGCAAAUUAUAGAGCACACAAGAGGCUCAGUCCAGGUUCAACCAUUGGAGAUAAUUACCACAAAGCUUGUAGAUGCUAAAAGUCUUGAUAUUGAUAACAACAAUGACAUCAAGUCUAGUCACUAGUGUUAAAUUAUAAACAAUCAUCACAUGGGAAGGCAUAUUCAACUACAUUAAAGUGAUCAAAUCACUCAUCCAAUUAUAUUUCAUUGUUAACCAGUAAAGUGUUAAAUUAUUGCCUUCAAGGUAACUUUAUGUAGAGUGUGUUGUCCAAAGUUUAUCCUAAUGUCACAUGUUGUACAUAUACAUCUAAAAAUAAUGUUAAUAUUAGUCCAAGUGGAUUGCUUGAGGGGGGCAAGUGACAGUAGAUUGAAUCUGGGGUAUAAUUAACUGAAAAUUAUGUAAUGGAACAGUUUUGUCCCCACUUAAAACAAUAGAGUACUAUAUCCGAUUUGACUAAAACUAAGUCUAUGAUAAACAAAUUAAAUUAAAUGUCCAAAUAUAUGAAUGAUUAAUUCUUAUCUUGUUUUUUUGUUA
Molecule: messenger RNA, 1645 nt
Organism: Medicago truncatula (barrel medic)
Lineage: Eukaryota; Viridiplantae; Streptophyta; Magnoliopsida; Fabales; Fabaceae
Product: WAT1-related protein At1g25270
Exons: 7
Coding region: 38-1234 (398 amino acids)
Cellular component (GO): membrane
Molecular function (GO): transmembrane transporter activity
Source: RefSeq, a predicted model, not a curated record